Messenger RNA from Toxorhynchites rutilus septentrionalis, 832 nucleotides. RefSeq lists its product as uncharacterized. The transcript is spliced from 3 exons. The coding region runs from base 5 to 832 and encodes 275 amino acids. The record is from RefSeq and is a predicted model, not a curated record. NCBI's taxonomy places the organism in Eukaryota, Metazoa, Arthropoda, Insecta, Diptera, Culicidae.
AGGUAUGGCUGAGCAUAUUCGAAGCAACACGUUGCUCAAUCUGAGCACUGAUUCUGAUUUUUACACGGACUGGAAGCAAAUGUAUCAGCUGGACACCGAACAGACCAUCUCCAAUCCCUAUCCAACGGAAAAAAUGAUGCCGUCAAUUACUCGUCUAAUCUCGAAUCUUUCCGCUCAGUUCCGACUGUCGCACAGCAUAGAAUUUUCCACCAUCGACACGAUGGAAAUGCUGGUGGUCAGAAUAAUCGCCGGAGGCGAAAACUUCAAUAGGGACAGUUUUUUGCAGCACAUUCCGUUGUAUGUGGUGGCUGUGAUCAGUGUGGUAAGUAAACAUUUCGACGCUCGCUUCAAAUUGGACCGGCAGUUGAUGCUGCAGAUACUUUCACGCAGUCUUCCAAAGCUGGUUUGCUCCGAUAAAAUUCUGAUGGAGCUAGAAUUCACCGUUCUCAAACUAUUGAACUACAAGAUCAUCCAUUCGCUUUUGCUUGGCGCUGUAGAGCGAUUCUCAAAGGACUACAUUUUAACGCUUGGAAUUGUUCGAAAGGAUCGAAUCGCGUCGAUUGGAAUUAAACUGCUUCGGGUUGUGUAUGCCCAAAAACGACAGAUCUAUGAGAGCUUAAGAUCGAGCGUAAAAUCGGAAGAAAUGUUCGUGCGGUUCAAAUCGAAUAAGUUGAUUCUGGCAGCCGCAAUAGUCACCGCAAUUUUGUCUUUCUGUGAUGUUGACCAACAAAAAAUAUCGGACCUUGUGAUAAACCCUUUGUCCGACGAUUGUUUCGUGGAACCGAAAAACAUAGUCUACUUACGGGAUGCCAUUGUAAAUGUGUUUAAAUAG